AUGGUUCGGGGCCUCGCCGUGCCCAUGCCGAGGCUUCCCCCGGAGGAGGCGCAAUUCGCAUCCGCCUUGCCCGAGCCCCGCUCGCACACGCGAGUGUCGACGCCGGAACCACCUGCAUGCUCCGAGGGGGGCGGGCGUGGCGGCCUUGGCCUCGCGGCCGGCACGGGCGACAAAGGCGCUGAGGCGGGCCUUCACGUGAAUCUGUGCAAUGCGCUGCCAGUCCACUUUCUCGAAGACGAGGACCAGCUUCAGACCGCGCGCGAGGACACCGCGAACGAGGAGUUCUACGGCAAGUUCUCCCUAGAGGAGCUGACGCCUCCGGCGGGCUGCACCGUCAGCCUGGGCGCCGCGCUGCCCUUUGGCGUGCCGGCGCAGGGCACGCAGACUUGCGACUCCGCGGACUUUCCUGGCCCGCCCCGAAGGGCCGGCGCGGCCGACUUCUUGAUGGAGGACUUCCGCGGCAAGCCGAAGACCUGCGCCACCCGGAGCCAGGUGGUGUCGAUUGGCAGCGUCGGGCACCCGCACUCGUGCAGCGAGCCGUGCAAGCACCGCAUGCGCAAGACCGGCUGCCUCCUGGGCGCGAGCUGCCACAAGUGCCACCUGUGCCACUGGCGCUCGGAGCGCGCCAGGACCGCGCAGGAGCUGCGGCAGGCGGCGCUGGGCGUCCCCGCCGCUGCCGCCCUGGACGCGCUGGCCAGGACCCCGCCGCCGCCGCAGCCCCGCGAGGUGCACCGCCCAAUGCCGUGGGAGCCACCGGCGCCGCCGCAGGUCCCCCGCCUGGCGCCGCCCACGCGCAGAGACCAGCCCGCCUACGUGAUCCCCAGCGCCUCCGUCGGCGAGCGGCCCCCGUCGGCGCCCGAGGCGGCGGCGGCCGCGGGCGGCAAAGGACCGCCGGCCGCCUUCCGCGGCUCCGCGGACUGCCCCUCGCUGGGGUCCAUCGGCCAUCCGCUCUCGUGCCAGUGGCCGUGCAAGUACGCCCGCAAGUUGAAGGGGUGCAAGCAGGGGCCCGCCUGUGACCGCUGCCACCUGUGCUGCUGGACGCGCUCGAAGGAGCACAAGAAGCAGAUCCUGGAGGCGAAGGUGCUCCCCCUCUUCGGGUAG
Prorocentrum cordatum is the source of this 1101-nucleotide messenger RNA. The record is from the annotation of a GenBank genome assembly. NCBI's taxonomy places the organism in Eukaryota, Dinophyceae, Prorocentrales, Prorocentraceae.